GAAUCGAUCGCUAAACAAUCUGCAUGAAAAGUUCGUAAUUUAUUAACAUGUUCAAGUUCUUCGUGAUCCUGACCAUAUGCUGCGUGGCCGUACUCCUGCCUGUGUUCUCCUUGUUCUACCUGCUAUCCAACAAGGGGGAGAACAUAAACCUUGGCUGGUUUCUGGAGAGCACCUCCCCCUACAUGUGGGCCAACAUCGGCGUGGCCCUGGCCGUCUCACUGUCGGUAGUAGGAGCUUCAGCGGGCAUACACACCGUCGGGACUUCAAUAAUCGGUGGAGGCGUCCGGACUCCAAGGAUCAAAACCAAGAACCUCAUAUCGGUGAUUUUCUGCGAAGCUGUCGCCAUCUAUGGACUGAUUACUGCGAUUAUACUCGCAGGUAUACUCGAAGUGGUGGCUGAGCCCAUGGACCCUGCGACUAAGAACCAGAAUUAUCUGGCUGGGUACGUGCUGUUUGGGUCAGGGCUGUGUGUCGGAGCGGUGAACCUCGUGUGUGGCAUGUGUGUUGGCCAGGUCGGAUCUGGGGCCGCACUGGCUGAUGCUGCCAACCCUAGCCUCUUCGUGAAGAUACUGAUUAUAGAGAUUUUCGGAUCGGCUAUCGGACUGUUUGGUUUGAUUGUAGGUAUUUACAUGACGUCGCGGGUCAAAAUGGGGAAUAUAGGAUAAUAUAAGUGUAACGCUUU
Messenger RNA from Plutella xylostella (diamondback moth), 682 nucleotides. RefSeq names its product V-type proton ATPase 21 kDa proteolipid subunit c''. The record is from RefSeq and is a predicted model, not a curated record. Lineage: Eukaryota; Metazoa; Arthropoda; Insecta; Lepidoptera; Plutellidae. Gene Ontology annotation, molecular function: proton-transporting ATPase activity, rotational mechanism. Gene Ontology annotation, biological process: proton transmembrane transport. Gene Ontology annotation, cellular component: proton-transporting V-type ATPase, V0 domain.